AUGUCUACAACAGCCACCACCACCCAAACCACCGCCCAAGCCCCAAAGUUGGGAAUGGCUUUAGAUGGCUGUACAACAAACUACAACGACUUUCGUGACCAACUCAACCGCGACGGGUACGCGGUCAUCAAAGGCGCCGUUCCUCGUGACCGCGCAGACCGAUACGCCGAUAAAUUUUUGAGUUAUAUCGAGGAUUUCGGCCUAGGCUUCAAACGCGAUGACCCCUCCACCGUAAAACGGGACAUGUUACCCGUCAUCAACGAAAAGGGUAUGAUCCUCAACUACGGAGUUACGCAUGAGCAAUGGGUAUGGGACAUUCGCGGCGAGCCCGGUGUCGUCGAUGCAUUCGCAAAGGUUUAUGAAGAUGAGGAUUUGAUUGUGUCGUUUGAUGUCGUUAAUGUUGGAUUUGCCAACCGCGAAGAUCUCCCCGAAAACAAACCCUGGCCACACCAAGACCAAGACCCCUCCAAACCGGGCUUCCGCUGCCUCCAGGGCCUUGUAAACCUAAACCGUUGCGGUCCCAACGAUGGCGGCCUUAUCGUCUGCAAAGGCGGACACAUCAUGUCUGAGCAAUUCCAUCGCGAAAUGGCCGACGAACCACGAAUCCCUGCCUGGACACCUGAGUGGUUCGGUUUCACUGAGAACGGAAUGAAAUGGCUCGCCGACCACGGAGUGAAAUGGGAAAAAGUGUGCGCCGAGCCAGGUGAUUUGAUUGUCUGGGAUUCGAGGACGCCCCAUUAUAAUGUGCCGCCAACCACCAAACAAGAUAGGUUGGCGGUUUAUACCUGUUAUAUGCCUGUUAGGGAUGUUUCGCAGGAGGAUUUGAUUAGGAAGAAGGGGGCUUUUGAGAAACGACUUGGAACGACCCACUGGCCCAACGCACAGCAUGUUGCGCCGACUAACGAUGCGAUGCGAGAUGGAAAGUUGUGUCCCAAAAAUCGCACGGGGCCUGUGGAGGAUCCCGUGUUGAAUGAAAGAACGUUUAAGCUUACUGGUAUUCCUUAUAUCAAGGCAUCUGCUUAG
Talaromyces marneffei is the source of this 1023-nucleotide messenger RNA. RefSeq lists its product as uncharacterized. Bases 1 to 1023 code for a protein of 340 amino acids. The transcript is spliced from 4 exons. NCBI's taxonomy places the organism in Eukaryota, Fungi, Ascomycota, Eurotiomycetes, Eurotiales, Trichocomaceae. The record is from RefSeq and is a predicted model, not a curated record.